Molecule: messenger RNA, 1935 nt
Organism: Triticum urartu
Lineage: Eukaryota; Viridiplantae; Streptophyta; Magnoliopsida; Poales; Poaceae
Source: RefSeq, a predicted model, not a curated record
AUGGCUCCGCGCCGCUUCUUGCUCCUGGCCGUGGCCGCCUCGCUCGGCGCAGCUAGUGCUGCCGCCUCUGUUGACUACACACCGUAUGUCCGGGCUUCCGUCUGCUCGGACAGCAACUACACCGACGGCAGCCCGUACGAGGUCCAGCUCGACAACCUUCUCCACGACCUCCGGGACGGCGCAAUUGGGAAUGGCGGCUUCUUCCAGACCGACAAAGGCCACUGGCCAACCCAUGUAUACGGCCAGGCCAUGUGCUACGUCGACUGCGACUGGUCAAUGUGUGAGCUCUGCCUGCAGGUGGCGCCGUCCUACGUGAUGACCAAAGGAUGCCCGAACAACAAAAGGGGCGCCAUCAUGUACGACUGCUGCUACCAACGCUACUCAGACGAGCAAUUCUUCGACCACGGCGACUUCUUCGAACAUGGGAUGAGCGCACAAGGUGGGAGCAACGGCGACGACGCGGUCUCCAUGAACCAGACGAUGUGGGAGCUGGUGACCGGGCUCAUAGCGGAGGCUGCGGGGUCGCCGCGGCGGAUCGCCAACGGGAGCCAGACGUACGUGGACUCGAGAGGUAACUCCCAGGUGAUGUACGGCCUGGUGCAGUGCGCCCUAGGCUUUUCGCCGAGCGAGUGCACCAACUGUCUUAACACCACACUGGCGAGCAUGCCCGGAACCGCCACCACCGCUAAGUUCAGGAGGUACGGCUGCUACAUCACCCACGCGCCCGAUCCCAUCGACGUCUCCACGCCUCGUCCGCAAUCUGCAGGAGGUCCGCGCCGCCCAAACCGACGGCUCGUCGUGGCGGUGUGCGCCGCUUCGGGUUCCGUCUUCAUGUUGAUCUGCAUCAGCAUCUCGGUACGGCUCCUUUUGCGCCGUCUAGAGAGAAGAACUCAUUCUCCCAGGGUAGCGUCUAACGAAGCCGAUGAGGCCAUGGAACACGAGUUCAGGCAAGGGACCGGGCCCAGGCGAUUCUGCUACAGCGAGCUGGCAGCUGCCACGGACAACUUCUCGGACGCCAAGAAGCUCGGAGAAGGCGGGUUCGGCCCAGUGUACAGAGGGUUCCUGAAGGACCUGAGGAUGGAGGUGGCUAUCAAGAGAGUGUCCAAGGGCUCUAGGCAAGGGAGGAAGGAGUACGCCUCCGAGGUGAGGGUAAUAAGCCGGCUUCGGCACCGCAACCUCGUGCAGAUCAUUGGCUGGUGCCACGCCGGCCGCGAGCUCCUCCUAGUCUACGAGCUAAUGCAAAAUGGCAGCCUCGAUCUUCACCUUUACAGUGCGGACAAUGUACUAUGGUGGCCAGUCAGGCAUAGGAUCGUGCUGGGGAUCGGCUCUGCGCUUCUCUACCUGCACCAAGACUGGGAGCAGUGCGUCCUGCACAGGGACAUCAAGACGAGCAAUGUGAUGCUGGACGCGUCGUUCAACGCCAAGCUCGGCGACUUCGGGCUCGCCAGGCUCGUCGACCACGACAGAGGGGCGCACACGACGGAGCUCGCCGGCACGCUGGGGUACAUGGACCCCGAGUGCACCAUCACCGGCAGAGCCAGCACCGAGUCGGAUGUCUACAGCUUCGGUGUCGUCUUGCUCGAGAUCGCGUGCGGACGGAGGCCUACCACGGCUCGACCGGACGGCACGCUCAUCCACCUGGCACAGCGGGUGUCAGAGCUGCAUGGGCAAGGGAGGAUACUUGACGCGGCCGACCCACGGCUGGAUGGCAACUUCGAUCUCCAAGAGAUGGAGUGCGUGCUGGUAGUCGGCCUCUGGUGCGCGUGCCAUGAUCAGAGCCUAAGGCCGUCCAUAAGGCAGGCCGUCAAUGUGCUACGACUGGAGGCGCCGCUCCCCGAGAGGAUGCCGCCGGUUGGCCAAGCGGCCGGCCCUCUUCUCAUGCCGGACUCCGAUAGUACGGGUCACAGCUCCAGCUCCACUCAGCAGCUAAUAUGA